AUGACUCUUAUCAAAUCAAUUUCAUUAUUAGGCAACUCACUCUCUGGUUUGGAGAACAACUCUACCUAUGACAUUGGAGGAACCUAUGGAAAAUCAACUAUCAAUUCUGAGAAUCAAGUGCAAUGUUGGGGUAGAAGAAGAAGAACUACCAAUGUUAUCUUUGGUGAUGUCAAUGUCUUUGGCGGAGGUUGUGGAAGUUGUUGCGGAUUCGGAGGAGGUUGUGGUGGCUUUGGUUUUUAA
Molecule: messenger RNA, 240 nt
Organism: Heterostelium album PN500
Lineage: Eukaryota; Evosea; Eumycetozoa; Acytosteliales; Acytosteliaceae
Exons: 2
Coding region: 1-240 (79 amino acids)
Source: RefSeq, a predicted model, not a curated record